AUGGCCUGCCUGCCUAUCAGCCAUCCAAAGCGGCUGCCCUCGAAGGCGAGCAAACUUGAUGAUUACCAGGAACGAAUGAACAAGGGAGAACGUCUGAAUCAAGACCAACUGGAUGCGGUGUCAAAAUACCAGGAAGUGACAAAUAAUCUGGAAUUUGCUAAAGAACUGCAGAGGAGUUUUAUGGCUCUGAGCCAAGACAUCCAGAAAACAAUAAAAAAGACAGCUCGCAGGGAGCAACUGAUGCGAGAAGAAGCUGAGCAGAAGCGUUUAAAGACUGUUCUAGAGCUACAGUUUAUUUUGGACAAGUUGGGUGAUGAUGAAGUGCGCAAUGACUUGAAACAAGGAUCAAAUGGAGUGCCAGUACUGACAGAGGAGGAACUGACAAUGCUGGAUGAAUUUUACAAGCUAGUUUACCCUGAACGGGACAUGAACAUGAGGUUGAAUGAGCAGUAUGAGCAAGCAUCUGUUCACCUGUGGGACUUACUGGAAGGGAAGGAAAAACCAGUUUGUGGAACAACCUAUAAAGCGCUAAAGGAGAUUGUUGAACGUAUUCUUCAAACUAGUUACUUUGAUAGUACCCAUAACCAUCAGAAUGGAUUAUGUGAGGAAGAAGAGGCAGCACCCGCACCUGCAGUAGAAGACACUGUAGCAGAAGCUGAACCUGAUCCAGCAGAAGAAUUUACUGAACCAACUGAAGUUGAAUCAACUGAGUAUGUAAACAGACAAUUCAUGGCAGAGACUCAGUUCAGCAGUAGUGAGAAGGAACAGGUAGAUGAGUGGACAGUUGAAACGGUUGAGGUUGUAAACUCGCUGCAGCAACAGACACAAGCUACAUCUCCUCCGGUUCCUGAACCUCACACGCUCACUACUGUGGCUCAAGCAGACCCUCUUGUUAGAAGACAGCGAGUACAGGACCUUAUGGCGCAGAUGCAGGGCCCGUAUAACUUCAUGCAGGAUUCUAUGUUGGAGUUUGAGAACCAAACACUUGAUCCUGCCAUUGUAUCUGCACAGCCCAUGAAUCCAGCACAGAACUUGGACAUGCCACAAAUGGUUUGCCCUCCAGUUCAUGCCGAGUCAAGACUUGCCCAGCCUAAUCAAGUUCCUGUGCAACCAGAAGCUACACAGGUUCCCUUGGUUUCUUCUACAAGUGAGGGAUAUACAGCCUCCCAACCCAUGUAUCAGCCUUCUCACACAACAGAGCAACGGCCACAGAAAGAAUCAAUUGACCAGAUUCAGGCUUCAAUGUCACUGAAUGCAGACCAGACCCCAUCAUCAUCGUCGCUUCCCACUGCAUCUCAGCCGCAGGUGUUCCAAGCUGGAUCUAGCAAACCUUUGCAUAGCAGCGGAAUCAAUGUUAAUGCAGCUCCAUUCCAAUCCAUGCAAACAGUAUUCAACAUGAAUGCACCUGUUCCUCCUGUUAAUGAGCCAGAAACCCUUAAGCAGCAAAAUCAGUACCAGGCCAGUUACAACCAGAGUUUCUCCAAUCAGCCUCACCAAGUAGAGCAAUCAGAUCUGCAGCAAGAACAACUCCAGACAGUGGUUGGUACUUACCAUGGUUCCCCGGACCAGAGCCAUCAAGUGGCGGGUAACCACCAGCAACCUCCCCAACAGAAUACUGGAUUUCCACGCAACAGUCAGCCUUAUUAUAACAGUCGAGGAGUGUCUCGUGGUGGAUCACGUGGGGCUCGUGGCUUAAUGAACGGUUACAGGGGACCCGCAAAUGGAUUUAGAGGAGGAUAUGAUGGCUACCGUCCUUCCUUUUCCAACACUCCAAACAGUGGUUACACGCAGCCCCAAUUUAAUGCUCCUCGGGAUUAUUCAAACUACCAGCGGGAUGGAUAUCAACAGAAUUUCAAACGUGGCUCUGGACAAAGUGGACCUCGCGGAGCUCCUAGAGGUCGUGGAGGGCCCCCAAGACCAAACAGAGGGAUGCCUCAAAUGAAUGCUCAACAAGUGAAUUAAAAGAAAUUCACGGGAUUACAUUAAACGCCAAAAACACACUGGCCAGUGUACUAUACAUGUUACCAGAAGAGUUAUCUAUUUGUUCUCCCUUACAGGAAGUUUGUUGUAAAGGGACUAUUUUCAUUACCCAUAAUGACAGGACUACAGUUGCCAGCUUUAUAUUACCUGGAUAUGGAAAGGAACGAAACAACGUUUACUCUGCAUGUUCUGUCCUAAGCAUCAUCUUGAGCCUUGCACAUGAGAUUCAGAUUCCUCACCCUUGCUAAGAGUAAAGCAAAAAAGGCAAUUUUCAGGGUGAUCCAAUAUCCAUGGUUAACUGAAGUGGCAGGAAAAAGCAAAGACUCACUUCUGACAUUUAAAAGUGAUGUAACAAAUUUGGAUAAAAUCUGCAAAUUCGUAAAGAUUUACCGUGGUGGCAGUUGAUAAAACUUAAUGUUCCCAUGAAAGGAUGGAAAAGGUGAAGUGUGGCUUGGUAGAGCAACUGCAUUUCAGCUUUUUCUUAUUAAAUUGAAGC
Charadrius vociferus (killdeer) is the source of this 2476-nucleotide messenger RNA. It is a transcript of the gene CAPRIN1, whose product is annotated as cell cycle associated protein 1. The record is from RefSeq and is a predicted model, not a curated record. Gene Ontology annotation, molecular function: RNA binding. The coding region runs from base 1 to 1962 and encodes 653 amino acids. Lineage: Eukaryota; Metazoa; Chordata; Aves; Charadriiformes; Charadriidae. The transcript has 18 exons. Gene Ontology annotation, cellular component: cytoplasm.